UCAACUCGAUUGCAUUUAGCAUUACUCGGUUUCAUGGGUGUUAUGAUGGUUUAUGCAAUGCGUAGUAGCCUUAGCUUUUCUAUUGUAUGUAUGGUUAAUUCAACUGUAAAUGGAACACUUAUAUGGCCAAAAUCAGUUCAAGGAUCAGUAUUGAGUGCAUUUUUUUGGGGAUAUACUUUUAGCCAAAUUAUAAGUGGUUAUCUGGCAAGCUUAUAUGGUGCAAAACUUGUUCUCGGUGCUAGUAUGUUAUUUGCUUCAUUAUUGACGUUGAUAAGCCCAUUCGCUGCUCUAAAAAGUGUUUAUUUGUUUUUGGGAAUUCGUGCUCUUUUAGGAUUUUUCCAGGGCUCCACAUUUCCUGCAUUUCAUACGUUAUGGUCAGUUUGGGCUCCGCCAUUAGAACGAAGCCUUCUAACUGGGAUUAAUUAUGCUGGAGGACAAUUGGGAAAUGUUUUGGUGAUGCCUUUGUCUGGGUUUCUUUGUAAAUAUGGUUUUGCUGGUGGAUGGCCUUCUAUUUAUUAUAUUUUGGGUUUUGGUGGAUUGAUGUGGUGUUUUUUAUGGUUUUAUUUCGCAUCAGAUACGCCAUCACGUAACCGGCGUAUUACUGGUGAAGAACGAAAAUAUAUUGAAGAAUCGCUUAAAGAGACUUUAAUUAAAAAUUCGUCGCAAAAGUACUUAAUAAAAUCGGUAAUGAAAAUUUCAUCAACAAAAUUUAAAUUCAAAAUUCCUUGGCAUGAAAUAUGCACUUCUGUUCCUGUUUGGGCUACAAUAAUUGGUCAUUUCGCUGGAGAUUGGGGUUCUUAUAUGAUGGUGACAAGUCUACCGCUUUUCAUGAAUGAUGUCUUCGGCUUUGAUCUUUUUUCUCUUGGAUUUCUAUCGGCUAUUCCAUAUAUUGCUUAUUUUGCUUCCAUAAAUAUUGGUGGUAUCGUAUGCGAUAAAUUGCGAAGCGCUGAAAUUUUAUCAACAAUAGCGACACGUCGUCUUGCGAUGUGUCUUGGAUUGGGUUGUCAAGCGAUUUUUUUAAUAUUGUCAGGGUAUUGCGGUUGUAACCAGGAAACUUUAGUUGUUGUGUUUUUAACCUUGAGUAUUGGUAUGUCCGGCUUGCAAUAUGCUGGAUUUGUUGUCAAUUAUCUUGAUAUUGCGCCUAAUUUUGCUGGAACUUUGCUUGGAAUAGGCAAUACGCUUUCUUGUCUUGCUGGUUCAUUAUGUCCUUUGCUUGUCGGCUGGCUUACCCCAAAUGGGACAAAAGAAGAGUGGCAACUUGUUUUCUGGAUAACUGGCGCGAUCCUCAUUAUUGGCACAUUGAUUUUCUCAAUAUUUGCCAAAGGAAAUAUUCAACAAUGGCUGGAAAAAUUCCAGUUGAUAACAAUUGAUAAAAAUCGGUGA
This is a messenger RNA of Dracunculus medinensis (Guinea worm), 1383 nucleotides long. NCBI's taxonomy places the organism in Eukaryota, Metazoa, Nematoda, Chromadorea, Rhabditida, Dracunculidae. The record is from the annotation of a GenBank genome assembly.